AUGUGGAAUCUUCAUUGGGCUAUUACCAGGUUUGAUAACAUGGAAGCUUUGGGGACGUCGAUGCAAGGCACGUAUGGAAGGGAAUCGAGAAUCUGUGGAGGAGGUAUGGCUAGCUAUAAAGUCUUGGUGCGUCUCCUUGCUGAAGAAAUAGUUAAAGUUUCUAAGCUAAGCAAAACAGACUAUGAACUUCUCAAAGCUUUAGAGCUGCCUAUGGGUUCUAAGGUGAGUAAACCAACUCUUUUAGUUUCUUGGAGGAAAUCUGCUGCUGGUUGGGUAAAACUCAAUGUAGAUGGGAGUUGUGUUGGUAAUCUGGGACCUUGUGGAGGUGGGGGAGUGCUUAGGGAUUAUUAUGGUGAUUUGGUUGCUGGUUUGUGUUAA
This is a messenger RNA of Fraxinus pennsylvanica, 378 nucleotides long. The record is from the annotation of a GenBank genome assembly. NCBI's taxonomy places the organism in Eukaryota, Viridiplantae, Streptophyta, Magnoliopsida, Lamiales, Oleaceae.